CAAAGUAGUGCAGCAGCAGAGAGCAGCAGGUAAACGGAGACAGUCACCUACCGGACACACACCACCCUCCCGUUCUUCAAAACACAGGGAGGAAAUGCUUCUUUCUUUGGGUUUGACAUAAAAUACAACCUCCGGGGAGCCAGUACAAGAUUAAAAUGGCCCCAAAUUCCAUCCACUGGUUCCGUAAGGGCCUCCGUCUCCAUGACAACCCAGCACUACAGGAGGCAGUCAGAGGAGCAGGCACAGUGCGCUGUGUUUACUUCCUGGACCCUUGGUUUGCAGGCUCGUCCAAUGUCGGAGUCAACAGGUGGAGGUUUCUCCUUCAGUGUUUGGAGGAUCUAGACGCCAACCUUCGGAAGCUCAACUCCCGCCUUUUUGUCAUCAGGGGCCAACCAGCCAACGUGUUCCCGCGGCUCUUUAAGGAGUGGAAGAUCUCUCGCCUGACCUUUGAGUAUGACUCAGAGCCUUUUGGGAAGGAGAGAGACGCUGCCAUCAAGAAGCUGGCCAUGGAGGCAGGAGUGGAGGUCAUCGUCAAGAUAUCACACACCCUCUACGACCUGGACAAGAUCAUCGAGCUGAAUGGCGGGCAGCCUCCUCUCACCUACAAGCGUUUCCAGACUCUCAUCAGUCGACUGGAUCCUCCUGAGAUGCCUGUGGAGACGCUCUCAGACACCCUGAUGGGUCGCUGUGUCACCCCCAUCUCUGAGGACCAUGGAGACAAGUACGGGGUCCCGUCCCUGGAGGAGCUGGGCUUUGACACUGAGGGCCUGCCUACAGCCGUGUGGCCGGGAGGAGAGACCGAGGCGCUGACCAGGAUAGAGCGCCAUCUGGAGAGGAAGGCGUGGGUGGCUAACUUUGAGCGUCCUAGGAUGAAUGCCAACUCGCUGCUGGCCAGCCCAACAGGCCUCAGCCCGUAUCUGCGAUUCGGCUGCCUCUCCUGUCGCCUUUUCUACUUCAAGCUCACUGACCUCUACCGCAAGGUGAAAAAGAACAGCUCUCCUCCACUCUCCCUGUACGGCCAAUUACUGUGGCGGGAGUUCUUCUACACCACGGCGACCAACAACCCACGCUUCGACAAGAUGGAGGGCAACCCCAUCUGCGUCCGCAUCCCCUGGGACAAAAAUCCCGAAGCACUUGCCAAGUGGGCCGAGGCGAAGACGGGUUUUCCCUGGAUAGACGCCAUCAUGACUCAGCUGAGGCAGGAGGGCUGGAUCCAUCACCUGGCCAGGCACGCGGUGGCGUGCUUCCUCACUCGGGGCGACCUGUGGAUCAGCUGGGAGGAAGGGAUGAAGGUCUUUGAGGAGCUGCUUCUGGACGCAGACUGGAGCGUGAACGCAGGCAGCUGGAUGUGGCUGUCCUGUAGUUCAUUUUUCCAGCAGUUUUUCCACUGCUACUGCCCCGUGGGCUUUGGCAGACGCACCGACCCCAACGGGGACUUCAUUAGACGUUACUUACCUGUCCUCCGAGGUUUCCCUGCUAAGUACAUCUACGACCCGUGGAACGCUCCGGAGUCGGUGCAGGCAGCCGCCAAGUGCAUCAUCGGCGUCCAUUACCCGAAGCCCAUGGUGCACCACGCAGAGGCAAGCCGGCUCAACAUCGAGAGGAUGAAGCAGAUCUACCAGCAACUUAGCCGAUACAGGGGAUUGGGCCUGCUGGCAUCAGUGCCGUCCACCAAUGGGAAUGGGAACGGAGGAAUGAUGGCCUACUCUCCCGGAGAGCAGCAGCCAGGGACCAACAGCAACUCACACUUGCCUGGAGUGUCGGGGAGCUCCGUUGCAACAGGUAAUGGCAGCGGGAGCAUCUUACUCAACUUUGAUAAUGAAGAACAACAGCAACAGCGACUGCAGCCGCACCCACAACAACAGCAGCAGCAGCAGCAGCAACAGCAGCAUGGAUACCACUCAGUGCCAGAAGCCAGCCAGACCAUCACCAGCAGCCGACUCUACCACGAGUUUGCUGUGCCUCAACACCCAGGACUCCUCCUGCACACCAGAGGAGGCAUCACAGGAAAGCGGGAGCGCGAGUCGGAACGAGACGGGUCGGGGGAGAAAGACCCGGCGUCCUGCUCCAUGCACAAGAUGCAGAGGCAGAGUACAGAGACCACCUAAAGCAGGCGGUGAUGAGACUGUCUGGAUCCACAUUAGAGUCACCAUCCGGCCAGCGGAGAAAGGAAAUCCCAACGUCGCCACCUGUCCUCCAAACACGCAGACAUGACUGCCUCCUCCUCACACACAGUGCAUCGAACACUGCUGUCUGUCUUUACGGUCAGAAAUCCCCCCCGGGGUGCAAACAUGAAGGUGAAAAUGUGAUUUCUGACACGGUCUGUAAAAGGGCUUUUUCGUCAUAGAGUCCACUGACCUCUGAUCUCGUGCAGUUGUGUACAGACAGGUGCGACGACCACAGAGGAAUGUGCAAAGAAACAAAACGCCUCAAACUUACAGCUCGACAUAUUAUUUGUAAAAAUAAUUAAAUACAUUAAAAAACACGUUAUUGUCUUAAAACCGCUGCCACCAGCCAGUAUAUACUGUGUGAACUCUGAAGCAGCUAUAAAUGUAAGUAACGGAAUAUUUAAUCUUUUUACAGCUGCAAGGUCAUCAGUCACUUUGUCUGCUCUUGCACACACUGAUGUGAAACCAAGUAUUUCAGGGUUUACAGAGAGUUUUUUGUACUUUUACUACAGCUUUGUAGUACGUACAUCCUGACACAGGGCUGGGCGAUAUGGAGAAAAUCAAAUAUCACGACCCAAUACCUCCAUAUUGUGACAAUAUUGUAGAGUUGACUAUUGGUGCUUUGACAAAAUAUUACAAAAUGAGAUAUUUUUUUUAUAAAAAAAAAUGUGGAUAUAAUAACUUAGGGCUCAUUUAUUCUCCCAGAUCAAAAUAGAUAGAUCUGUUUCAAACAUUGUAAAUGUCACUGCCCCUUUACGUCUGUAUGUCCUUUAUGUUGGCAUAGAUACAGCCAACAGGUGGCACUAGAGGGCAGGAGUCAGAAGUUUCAGACGGCAACAAACAAGAGGAAGUUGUUAUCAUGUGCCUUUUAACAGAGGCAUCAUUGUAGACACAUUGUUGUAAAUACAUCAUGACAUGUGGACGGAAAAUUCUUUUGACUAUAUCACCAAUUUGUUUUUAAAUGUCUUUGUCGCCUCCUACGGUCGCAUCUCAUUUAAACAACGCUACACUGCCAUCUCUAGUGGUACUGCUUCGUUUCAACCGUACCCAUAAGCUUUAAGACAGCAUGAACACAGAGUACAGACGGAAGGCUCCAUCCGUGUCCCUAUACGUAUGUAACGUUGAGCAUAAAUGAGCCCUGAGUAAAAGCAGGAAAUGACAUCACUUUGCUGUAUUGCAGCCUUUAAACCAGGAAAAGACAACACUCAAAGAUAUCCAGAAUCUAAGACGAUAUCUAGUCUCAUAUCACGAUAUUGAUAUACUUUUGAUAUAUUGCUCAGCCCGACCCUGAUGUGCUACAUCCCAUAGAGCUCACCAGGAGCACAGCGUCACCUCCACACAUGCCGACACGUCUGUGUCACUCCAGGAAUAUUUUUGGUCACAAAUAACAUUGUUUAUACUCAUAUUUAAUGUUUAUCUUUCUCAUGUUUUGAAAUGGCUUUUCCCAGAAAUACGUAGCCAUCCCAUAAUGAAGGACAGGGGUUUUAAACUGUAUUUAAACUGUUAAGUCUGGGAAAAUGACGUAAGAGUACAUGUGUAGUCACAGUAACAGCCUGAAAUGUCAUUUCAUAGACUCUUUGAGGAAUAUUAGUAAUUUAAUAACAGAGUGUCUAUUUGCACCCAGGUGAGAAAAGUCACACUGCAGCUAUUUGGCUAUUUACACCCGUCCCUAUGACACAUGUUGAUGGAUCCUACUGCGUGCUGUGACUGGCCAGUACCCGUCGAGGUUGGAAACGGUUAGAGCAAAGAGGUUAUGGUUAGUGCGAGUACUAACCAAUCUUGGAUAUUCUCUGAGAAAGUGUAAAUGUACCUGAGGGUCAGGUGAUGUAAUAUAAAGAGCAACACAAUCCAUAGAGGGAGUAAGAGGUGGUGCAUGAAUGGGUCAAGCACAGGACUUUCACACACGAGACUGGGCUUCGAGCUUUGUGUUAGUAGACAUUAUUUUUAGACUUAGCUUACUUAUUAUUUUCCGUGUUUAGGAUGUAUAAAGCUGCUGAUUGCACACUGUGUACAUACACUUUAGCAGAAUAGCUGACCAGCUUGUAUAUAUGUCAUAUUUUGACGCUGCUUGACCGUCCAGGAAUACACACCCGCGUGUAAAUAGCAUUGUUGGCUACAAACACCUUGGUGCUAAUAGCAUCUGCCAAUUAAAACUUAGUAUUCAGUAGAGUGAUUGCUCAGCUUCUGUGUCAUGAGUUUGCAUGUCGGGUUCUUCAGGCGCUUGAGGUCCAGCUGGUGAGUUAGCGUGACAUGCUUUAGCACCAAUGCGACAAUUCACAGGUAAUUCUAUGGGAACAUCCACUGCUGCCUGGUUAGCACGUGUGAUCACUUGAUUCGUAUCGGCAGCUAAAAACAAGGACACGUAUGUCGUUUUUUUCCCCAGGCGGUAUUUAAAGACGUUGAGCGCGUGCAUCUCAAGGAUAUCAAGGAUAACAAAAAACAUGUUUACAGUGUGUCGCUGUAGAUUAGCUAGGAGACUUUUUGUCGUCUCACUCUGGCUGCAAAAAUGCCUUUAGAGCGUGGCAUUAUGGGUACAAGAGUUCUUGUGUAGCUUUAUUUGUAGUUCAUCGUGGCGUUGCGUCUGUGAGGUCAUCAGAGGUGGUCAUGUAGCUAAGAUCUUCAGAAGUAAAACUUUUCUGUAACGUAAAAGUAUCUCGCUUUCUGUUCAGGUUAAGAGUGUUGGGUACUUUAAACACAAUUCACGAUUCACAUUAACAUCAGUGAAACAUGAGCAGGCUCAAUUGUUUUUCUUUUUUAAUUUGAUGAACAUCUUUAGUGUUGUUUUGUUGUCCUGGCAUUGUGUCCCACAUUAUUCGUCAUGUUCAGACCGUCUCUGCAGUUUCACAGCGAUUUGUUUCAGACUGUUUUUUUAACGUUCGGCUCACAGCUGUCGACCAUCAGAGCCUGGACGAUCCUUCUACAAUAUGUUUAAUUUGUCUUCGCCCUUCAAGAGUCAGUCACAUUUUCACCUCUGUGUUUCCCCCUGCAGAGUCAUAGUUUCUGAAAGAUUCUGCCUGUAGACAAUAAAACAACUAACUUCAGAGUAUCUCUGAGGCACUCUGUGCUGUUUUGACCUUUUUGUUUUUUUGUUGCUGUUGUUUCUGUGCAACAUGUUUAACAACCAAAAACACGUUGCGGUUCAUUUGGGAGAGGAUGUGGAGGUUAACUUCAGUCAGAUAUAAUGAGGACACAGACGGUGUGGUGCAGACUCCUCUCAGAGGUGUCACAUUUUUCUAAGAUUUCUUAUAAAAACCAAAAACUUGCUAAACAAAAAGGAAGGAGAAAAAAAAUAAGUUGAGUUGACACAGUAAAAGACAGGCGAUCCAAAUGAGCCUAAUUCUGUCAGUGAAACAGAAACCGACAUUCCUGAGAAACAAGUCAACCCUCCCGAUGAAGGAUUUCUACUACUGCACAGGGAGUUCAACAUUAUUUACAGUAUGUACGGCUACUUGGGACAUUUUGCGACCCGAGUGAGUUUCAAAAUCUGAUACAUGGGUUGAUUUUAAACACAUGAGAAGGGUCGCAAAAUGUCCGCUGUAGAGUUCACUGUGGGAGGAUUGUGUAACCGCAUUGGAAAGAUGGAAGUUGGUGUCUUAUUUAGGUUUCAUCCGCCCUCCACUAUCACCUUUACACCUGGUGACAAGAAUGCAGUCGAAUUGAACCAGAGAAUGUAUGAUUUCCCCUGUAAUAUAGACCCCCGCCCUGCGCACGCGCACACACACACACACACACACACACACACACACACAUUGACAACUUUUGCAUAUACUCACAUUAAAGUUUUACAGAUAAACAGACUGUACAUUCUCAAAUUAAAUUAAAUUUUGAACAAAUUCACUUGAAAAAAAAAAGAACUGUUCUUUGUAGUGUUGUCAUGAUAUUAAUCUGCUGUCGAUAAAGGUCGUCACUUCCUGUUGAUGCCUAGAGGGACAGCUGCAACAGUGAAUCAUCAAGACAGAUUAAAGCAGAUCAGAAAACAGGAAGGCUUCAUAUUAGUGAUGCACAGAUUGCAGUGACGUCCACGAAUGUGUCCAGUUAUAAAAAUUUAACUCUCUGAUUAACAGCAGAUGGAUUGCAGGUUGGUGGAAUAAGAAAUACCUGCUAGAGUUUUUAAUUUACCAAAGAAAAAAAUCCUUAAAUGUGCAUUUAUUGAAUAUGUUAUGAUAUGGUCGUGCUUAGUGAUGACUUUGAGUUGCUUCAGAGAGACGCUGUGCACUUUUUGACACGAGGAGCAGCAGCGUAACUUCACUGCUCAUUUCAGAAGCUAAAAUUUCAGCUCUGUUUCCUCUGUAAAGUUUCUAACUGCAGUUUUUACUUUCGCCGCCUAAAUGUCCCACAAUAUUUGCUGCACAUGGAAAAAUCUAGUUACUCAAAGUAGUAAAAAAACUCAUACAUCAAUACGUUAUUUAAAAAGCGUACAGGGACCAGAGGGGAGCGGGGUGACAUGUCUCUGAACUGGAGACAAUAUUUGGACAACAUCAGAGCCGAUCUAUGCAUCACUAAUACAUUUUAGAGAUGGAUUAAAUAAUAAUGAUAAUAAUAAGUAAAGUCUCUGAUAAUGAAGGCAGUGGAUGUUUGAGAAUUUACAGUACACACACACACACACAUACACAAACACAGCCUUCUUAAUGGUUAGACAGGAGAGAACAGAAUAAAGAGAAGUCAGCUUCAAGCCCCAGUUUGCUGUCUGACUAAUUUCAAGUGGCUUAAUGCACUAAAUAUAUUUAUAAAAUUGCGUUCUGUGAGCCGAGCUGACAAACAGAGAAGUUUUAUUUUUUAUUUUUCUCUGAAACAAUAAGAGCGUCUCAUCACAUGCUAUUUCUUAAUACAUUCUUGAAUACUACAUUUUCAUUUCUGUUGCUGGAUAAAUCAAGAAUACCUUCUCCUUCUUCUAAAUAUCAAAAUUAAAGUCAGGUUUCGAGUCAAGUCAGUUUAUUCCAAUAGCACGACCAGCUGUUGACCAAAAUGCUUCACACUGUAAAAAAGACAAAGGAUAGAAAUUUACCAAUGACACAAAGAUAGAUAUUGAUGUACAUAAAACAUGUAGAAGGCCAGAGGAAAGAAGUGGGUUUUAACUUGGAUUUAAAACAGUCAAUGGUGGGGGCUGAUCCAACAACUCUACAACUCGAGCCCGGCAUCUGAAAAAGCACGGUCACCGUUACGCCUUGAACGACUGUCUGGGAUAGAAAGCAGCAGCUUAUCAGGCGACCUCAGUGGUCUGAGAAAACAGUGGGAUGUAAAAGCUCACUGAGAUAUGCUGGAGCCCGAUCAAAGCUAGAAAACAAAAAAUAAAAUCUUGUAGUCUAAAUUUUACCAGUCACCAGUGCAGUGACGUUAAAAUCUCAGUUAAAUGGCUCGAUUGUUUUGAUUCUGUUAGCAGACAUGUUUUGCACCAGUAGAAGUCUGUCUGACCGCGACAUAUUGUGCAUUGCAGUAAUCCACGUGAGAAGAAAGCAUGGGUUAUUGUCUUGAGAUCUCAAAAAAGAAAUCUGCUUCACCUUGCUUAGAACUUACAGAUGGCAGAAAGACAACUCCAGGGCAUUCAUUUGUCAACCAAAUUGAAGAUUAGGGUCAAAUUAAAUGCCAGAAUUUUUAACAUAGGUUGUCCAGGGUGAUGCGCUACAUUUUAAGCAACAUCUGGUGACCCAAAAAUUUAAAAUGUCACGUUAUUCUCAUUUAGUUUUAAGAAGCCAUCCGAUGCUGGAUAUUGUUUAGGUAGUCAAGCAGGUCUUCUGCUGUAAAAUCAAAAACUCACCAUGCUGAAAUAAAACUUUCGGCUCCCCUUACUCACAACAGAGAGCAGGAAGAAGGUGUUUAAGAGUUUAAAUCCCUGUAAUGAACUGAUAGAGUCCAAGUAAUAAAACGCCUGCAGACUGGGGCUGUAGAUAUGCGACGCUCUCCUGAGAAAGUUCUGGUUUCAGUGGAGCCGUGAUGAGUCAUGUUCGUGUACAGUACUCGAUAUUUGUUCAUCUGUGACCAUACUGUCCUGGGCCUCAGGAGUUACAUGGAGGGAGGGAGGGAGGGAGGGAGGGAGGGGGAGAUAAGAGUAUUAUAGUGUUUCUGUAUUAUAAUUCUGUAUGUUCUCAAGAGGAUUUGAAUAUUGUUAGUUUUUUGUAGCUUUUAUCACUAUGAAAAAAACAACAAGUUGAACCAAGUUUUUUUUUUGUUUGUUUGUUUGUUUGUUUGUUUAUAUGUUUUGUUCUCCCUUCUGUCACAUGAAGGUGAGAACAGAUGCCAUCUAUCAUCUCUGUAAUAUUAUGCUCUUUCUCUGUCUCUCCUUGUGUUGUGAAAGGCUUUUCUUGUGCUUGAUGAAGUUCAUGACAGGAAAUAAAAAUUGUUACAACUUGA
This is a messenger RNA of Epinephelus moara (kelp grouper), 8516 nucleotides long. Its product is annotated as cryptochrome-1-like. Gene Ontology annotation, molecular function: FAD binding; DNA binding. Gene Ontology annotation, biological process: entrainment of circadian clock by photoperiod; negative regulation of DNA-templated transcription; circadian regulation of gene expression. The transcript is spliced from 15 exons. Bases 156 to 2108 code for a protein of 650 amino acids. Gene Ontology annotation, cellular component: nucleus; cytoplasm. NCBI's taxonomy places the organism in Eukaryota, Metazoa, Chordata, Actinopteri, Perciformes, Serranidae. The record is from RefSeq and is a predicted model, not a curated record.